This is a messenger RNA of Moneuplotes crassus, 2570 nucleotides long. The record is from the annotation of a GenBank genome assembly. Lineage: Eukaryota; Ciliophora; Spirotrichea; Euplotida; Euplotidae.
AAAUAAAAUGGAAAAGAAUCAGCUCACAACAUUACAACUGUACAACCCUGAGCAUGUGCUUGAGAAGAAGAUGGCUACCAAGAAAGAUAUCCAAGAGAAGCAGGAUGCCAAUAGACAGAUGGCUACUGACCAAGCUGCAGUGAGAGCAAUGGAAGAACUGGUCAAUAUCGUAGAUGUCCAGGAGAGAAAAGAGCUAGAAGCUCAUAAUAAACGAGUAGAGGACUAUAAAUAAGGAACAAGAAAUGCAGAGGAAAAAGAAAGAAGCAGAUAUCCUCGAAGUGAGGGAGACCCUUCAUAGACAAGUAAAAGAGAAGAAACAAAAUGCUGAAGAUAUCAAGAAGAUUAACAAGGCUCAUGAUCAGAUCAUCCUUAACUGUCCUAAAGAGGUUGUAUCCAUUUAUCCUCCGAUAAGGGAAGCCUCUGAGGAAGAGAAGAAAGCAAAAUUCAAGCAUCAAAUGGAUGAGCUUAAGGAAGGUCUUGAGAAACAAAUGAAGGACAACACCUAUCACAACAAAGAUCUGGUAUUGAAAGAGAAGAAGUUUAUGUAUAAUGAAAACCAGAAGAAAGUCCUCGAAAUGAAGAAGAAUGAGCAACAGGAGAAAGAGAAAAAGAGCAAGGUCUUAAACGAUUACAAGAAGAGUUGGCACAGGGAAGCUCUCACUCGUCAAAUCCAAGCAGAGAUCCAAGAAGAAAUCAAAACUGCACUUGUUAAUGGCGAGGAUAUGGACAAGUUCGAAUUUGAUCAAGAGAAAUUCAAGAAAUUAGAUGAGUGAAAACUUACAGAGGAAGAAGAAACUGAAGUUAACCCAGAUGAUGCAAUCUCUCUAGCCUAUGAUCUGUCUGAAUAUGGUGACAAUAUGAUCAAUAGACUAGUAGAAGAAGGAUCAAAGAAUCAGAGGACAAUUCCUGCAGCCCAACUUAAAGAGAAACUUGAAGCUAUAAUAGAAGAAAAUAACGAAGGUGAAGGAGAAGGGGAUGCUGAAGAUAAAAAUAGUGAAUACAAGCCAAUCACCAAAGCCCAGCUUGCUGCAUAUGAAAAGUUAUUGGAAAAGUUAGGGAAAGAUGUCACCAAAAAUGGCCAGGAAUCCUCCCAAGAGGAUGACACCUCAACUGUGUUGCACACUGUUGCUACUACUGCAUUAUCUAACGGCCAAACUUAUUAUUCAAUGAGGAAGAUCAAAGACUAUCUUCGUAAAAAGGCGAAGGAGGCUAAAAAAAUAGAGAUAGAUCAUGAAGAUAAAGAAGCUUAUGAGAUGAUGAAGAAGCUUGAAAAGAAGCCAAAACAGAAAAUCACUAACCUUUUUAAUCCUAUGUCAGUCCUCAAAGAUAAGCUAGACGAAGAGACAUCAGAGAAUAAGGAAGCAAAGGAGAAGUUCAUGAAGAGAGUAGAAGAACUUACUAGAAAAGAGAAUGAUCCCUACAAAAGGAUCAAGGAAGCAGCAAAAGCAAAGAGAAAGAACCCUGAGAAGGUACACAUGCAAGCUGUUGAAAAGUACCUCAAAGAUCUUGAGUCGAGAGCUAUUGAGGAUAAAAACUUAGCUGUCCAGCAGAGACCUCUAAAUGAAGAGCUUAUUCAAAAACAGUUAUCAACUAAAGGGCUCAGUGCUAAGUUUCAGGAUGUUCAGUGCGAUCUGUGAAUAAUGGGUAUCUCCCACUCUCUCUUUGAAUGUAUGAACCAUCAGCAAAUGAUCAAAGCUAUGAGCACCAAGAAUGCUGCUUUCGAGGUCAAAAGUAUCAUUCAAGGUCAGAUUCGUGAGAAGAGACAGAGGGAGCUGCAAGAGAAGCUCAAUAAAAGACAACCUGGAAUCGAAGGAAAUGAAGGAUAUCCAAGAUGCAAGGAACUUAAUAAGAGCGACAGAAAGCAGUUGAAAGUCAUGAAAGGAGAUGAGCUCAGGCAAGGUCUUAAUAUCCAAGCUGAACACAAAAUACUUGCGCUACGCACACAGAGAGAUAAUGAUAAAAAUGAAGAAUCCAAGGCUAUAAGAGAGAACCUUCAAAAAAUCUUGAAUAAUAAAUAAGCAAGAAGAUAUGAAAUCCAAGACUCAAAGAAUGAUUUUGCAAAAGGAAUGGGACAGAAAUGAGAAAGUAGGAGACCUCAAGAAGGCAAUCCUCAAUAGAAAGAUUACUCCUUAUAACAUUGAGUCUCACCUGAAGGGUAUGGUCGGAAACAUGUCUGCUAAAGAAUACAAAACAUUAGUUGGAGGAAACAAAGUUGAUACAGUGAAAAAGUUCUUCGUUGAAAGUAAUAAGCCAAUUGAGGCUCUACCAGAGAAAUCAGACUUAAAAUUGUCCUAUAAUAUUGCUAAGAAGGACGACCAUGAAAUUAUUGCUUAUGAGACUAGUAGACUUCAUAGAAGAUCCAUGACUGACUUGAAAUUUAACAAGUUUAAUGAGGUGUUGAAUGUAGGUAAAUCUAUGCUUCCUGAUAUCCAUUCAAACAGAGGAGGAAGACAGAGCAUGUCAAAGAUACAUAAAAUAGACUACACCAGACUCAAUCCUAUUAACAAGAAGAGAUUAGACAGAAAACCCACUGAUGAUAUUAAGUUAGUAUAGAUCCAAUCAAAAGAAUU